Gossypium raimondii (Peruvian cotton) is the source of this 1836-nucleotide messenger RNA. RefSeq names its product amino acid permease 6. NCBI's taxonomy places the organism in Eukaryota, Viridiplantae, Streptophyta, Magnoliopsida, Malvales, Malvaceae. Gene Ontology annotation, cellular component: plasma membrane. The record is from RefSeq and is a predicted model, not a curated record. Bases 204 to 1664 code for a protein of 486 amino acids. The transcript has 6 exons.
CCUAUAUAUGCACACAGAUCAUGCCUAUGGAUGCUUAUCAUCUUCUUAAGAAGCCCUUCAGAAAAAUAACCCAGUUUUUGUUUUCCAUUUUCAUUGUACAUUUAACCCUUUCCUUCAACAUAUAUAUAUAUAUAUAUAUAUAAUAUAUAUACACACUCUUCUCGUCAUUAUAAACAAACCCCAGCUUUAAGGCAGAGAGAUAUAUGGCCAGAGAGAUGCAAAAGAACACCAUGUUCAUUGAACAAAACACUGGCGACUAUGAAAAUGGUGACCCUCAAAAGAAUUUGGAUGAUGAUGGUCGAGAAAAAAGAACUGGGACUUGGGUUACUGCAAGUGCUCAUAUUAUCACAGCUGUGAUUGGGUCUGGAGUAUUAUCACUGGCAUGGGCGAUUGCUCAGUUAGGUUGGGUGGUUGGACCGGCGGUUCUUAUAGCUUUCUCCUUCAUCACCUACUUCACUUCAACCCUUCUUGCUGAUUGUUAUAGAGCUCCUGAUCCUGUUCAUGGAAAAAGAAACUAUACUUACAUGGAUGUUGUUAGAGCUUAUUUAGGAGGAAGAAAGGUUCAGCUUUGUGGAUUAGCUCAAUAUGCAAAUCUUCUUGGUGUAACCAUUGGUUAUACAAUUACAGCAUCAAUUAGUAUGGUGGCUGUGAAAAGGUCAAAUUGUUUCCACAAGCAUGGUCAUCACGUGAAGUGCCAAACAUCAAACAAUCCUUUCAUGAUCAUCUUUGCUUGUAUUCAAAUUGUUCUUAGCCAAAUCCCAAAUUUUCACAAGCUUUCAUGGCUUUCAAUCCUUGCUGCUGUCAUGUCUUUUACUUAUGCUUCCAUUGGUCUUGGACUCUCCAUUGCUAAAGCUGCAAGUGGGGGAGAACAUGUAAGGACAAGCUUAACUGGUGUACAAGUAGGGGUUGACGUGUCAGGCUCUGAAAAGGUUUGGAGAACAUUCCAAGCUAUUGGGGACAUUGCCUUUGCUUAUGCUUACUCCACCGUCCUCAUUGAGAUUCAGGAUACAAUCAAAGCGAGUCCACCAGAAAAUAAGUCGAUGAAGAGAGCGAGUGGUGUCGGUGUCACGACAACCACUUUAUUCUAUGUACUUUGUGGCAUUGUUGGAUACGCAGCAUUCGGAAACGAUGCACCAGGAAAUUUCCUUACAGGGUUCGGUUUCUACGAACCCUUUUGGUUAAUCGACUUCGCCAACGUCUGUAUUGCUGUCCACCUUAUUGGUGCAUACCAAGUUUUUGCCCAACCGUUAUUUGGGUUCGUCGAAAGCCUGUGCGCCAGACAUUAUCCCGACAACAAGUUCAUAACCCGCGAACACGCUAUGGAUGUUCCGUUCUGCGGCGUUUACUAUCUCAACUUCUUCAGAUUAGUAUGGAGGACAGCGUACGUUAUAGUAACAGCUGUGCUAGCAAUGAUAUUCCCUUUCUUCAACGAUUUCUUGGGUUUGAUCGGAGCUGGUUCGUUUUGGCCAUUAACGGUUUACUUCCCGAUCGAGAUGCACAUUGCGCAAGCGAAAAUACCAAAGUAUUCAUUCAGGUGGGUAUGUUUGAAAAUACUAAGCUGGGUUUGCUUGAUAAUAUCACUUAUAGCAGCAGCUGGAUCUGUUGAAGGACUAAUUCAAAGCCUUAAGACAUAUAAGCCAUUUCAGACUCGGAAUGAGGAGUAAUCCUUGUUUAAAGCUUAGGUUUAUGAAAUACUUAACAUUGUUCAAUAAGACAGAGCUUGCAGGAAAUGUAAUUUAUUGUUGUCUUCACUUAUGUAUUCCAUACGCAAAUCUGCUUGUUGUAGUGUGGUUCCUUUUGAAAGAGAAUAGAGUAACCAAUUUUAAUUUGAUAUAA